This is a messenger RNA of Symbiodinium necroappetens, 2808 nucleotides long. The record is from the annotation of a GenBank genome assembly. NCBI's taxonomy places the organism in Eukaryota, Dinophyceae, Suessiales, Symbiodiniaceae.
AUGGACUUCUGCUUUGACGGCAGGCAGCACCCUCGUAUUGGCCGGCCGAAUUUAUCUCGCCAAGCAACCUUUAGCCGCCAACGCGAACGCGGUGAAGACGACUUGAGCAUUGGCUCUACCCCAACCACCCCGAGCACAGCCAAGCCGGCCUUUGUUCGGCGGCAGGUGACCGGUCUGAGGGGCGUUCACGCGCCGGAAGAUGUUCAGUCUCCUGAAGGCAGCUUGUCUGUCUCGAACGCUGCGCCGCGCGGGGUGAAGCGUCGGGCCCUGCAUUGGGGACGGCAGGUGACCAGAACCAACAUGGUCGGUGAGGAGCAAGCUGGGCCGGCACGGGUUCUAUCAUUUCGAGAUGGAAGUCCACGCUCCCAGAAGCACACUCGAGAGGAGUACAUUAUUGACAUACCGGACGUCUUGGAACCUUCGGACUCGAUGAUUUUGACUUCCCGUAGCAUCUCCAGCUCGGGCCGGCCAAAGGGCAGUUUCUCGCUUGCUUUGGAGCUGGAUGAGCUUGAGACCCUCCCCAGCCCUGGCCGUGAUGUCAGCAUGGACUCUGACGGAGAUGAGCCCGAGCGGAGAACAGCUGCCAAAGCCAAAGGCAAGAAACUUGGGAAGCCCCGGCUGCAGAGUCAGCGGCGAACCCCUAGUGCAUCUUCGUUGGGUAGAUCGGCCGCGGCAGACAAUGGGACAGAUACCGCGGCUCAAGGUUCGACUGGACAAAAUGGCGAAGACGGACGGGGCAUGCCGAAGCGCAAGCAAAGAAAAGGAUCCGCAUCUGGCAAAAGUGCCCGUGGCAAGAGUAAAGGAUCAAAGCCUGCAUCGGCGGAGCGAUCACUGUCCCGAGAGAAAGAGACGAGUCAGGCGACACAGGCGGAUCCAAAAAAGCCUUUGGCCAGUAGCCGAUCGGCAAGCAGGAGUCUCAGCAACUUGUCCGACACGGACGGCAAAGCGCGUUCCGGCAAGCAUCGAACCAGGUCUGUAGAGUUCGAGAAGACACCGUCCGUGGGAUCUCCAGCUUCGCCGCGCCGGCGAAGCCUGAGCCGUGAGGCCUCCGGAUCAUCUGCAGGAAGUCGACGGGUGACAACCGGCGACCUCUCGGCAUCCAGCACGCGCGAGUUUUCUCGGUCCGGUAGCGCCGCUGCCAGCCCGACUGGAAGCCAAACGCCAAAAGGCAAGCGAGGCCUGAGGUCGGGGCGAAUGACGCCGAAACGACGAGAAGAGCGGAGACAGAAGCUGCGGCGACGGCUGGCCAAGGCGAGUCUGCAAGUACCAAGGCGAAAGGACGGCAAGGUGAGUUUCCUCCGAAAGGCAUGGUCGCAAGCGCGUUCGGCGCUUCUGGGACUCCCAGAGCCAGAGACACAGGACGACAACGACCCCAAGGCCAAGGGCUUGCGAGGCUGGAAUGCAGCUCGAGCACUAUGCAUCGGCACUGGCAGGGCCUUGCAGGACUCCAAGCGCAUUAUGACAAUCGUCAGGCAGGCGGCAGACGAGGCCUACCACCGACACUGCCUGCAGAAAGCAAUCAUUGAGGAAAUUGGCGGCAUUCUGCGGAGAAGCUUGGCGAACGUGUCUGAUGACAUGGAUGAGACCAUCGGCGACAUUCUGAUGGACCUGCAGCGGCUGAAGAUGAUGGACAUGACCGAAGUUGGCGCGCUGGUCUGUGAAGCCAUCCUGAAUUUUGACGAUGGCGAAGAGGAGCCCGAGUCAGGCACAGCAGAUGCCACAGAAGCUGCAAGUGCGACAAUUGCCAGAGGAGGCGAUGCAUUGUCGGCGCCUUCCGUCAAGCGUCCUACAACAUUGCAGAGCCUCCGAGAUGAGCUUUGGCAGCAUGUCCACAACAUGCCAAAUCGCGAGGAUGUGACUGGCAUGGAAGAUGACGAGAUUGAAAUGCAACUUGAUCGGAUUGUCGACCAGGUCGAUGAUCUUCGCAAGCAGCUUGUCGAAGCAACGCGAUUAUCCUUUGGAAAGCAGGACCUCAUACACUCCAGCUUGCGUGGACGGUCAGAUUCGCGGCUGAGUGGAAUCGGUGUUGUGGACAUGCCCAGCGACGGACGCGAGAGUGUGGAAAGCAUCCUGUCACGUCUUUCAGGGGUCGGAGCGCGUUCUCGCGCCGCUUCCUCGCGAGCUUCUUCCAGCGGCUCGGAGAGCCCCAGUAGGCCAGAAAGGUCUCCAUGCGACAAGCCGCAGCUGUCAUCUGGGUGGAGGACAGCACAGAAGCUUUGGAGCCAGGGCUCUUUGACUGCGCGUGCCGACGAGGAGCCUUGCCGCCCUGCAAGCAUGGCACCUGAGGGGUUUGGGAGCGUCAUGUCUGCAGAGACCGUGCCAUCCAACGAUGCGUUACAGAAUACCGGCCAGGGUCAAGCGCAGCGGUUGCCGGCGGCAGAGGAGGUCAGGCAAAUGGAUCGGCAAUUGCUGAUCCAGCGCCUGAAGCGCCAAGACACUGCAGAAACAGAUGACUCCGAGGGCAUGCUCGGCCGCUCCUGGGGCAGCACAUGGUCUCCACCGGCGAAGCCGCCCAGGUUGAAGGUGCGUGGGCGCAGCCCCGGCCACAGCCCCUCGCGUGAGCGUCUGCGUCCGGCACAGGUCACUCCUGUGCCGCCUGCCCCGGGCCUGGUCGAAGUUUCCCAAAGGUCCGUCCUUUAUGCGGCCAUGACCGCUUUCCCACAGAUGCAGAAGGCCAGCGCAGUCGUCCGGACAAGGAAAGGCCCUGCAGCUUCGGUGAAGGAAGUUUCAGCUGAUGGCGCCGUCCUGCCAAGCUUGUUCCUGCCAAGACCACUAAGCCCAACUGCUCGGCGUCAAGGUGGAGGCUGA